This is a messenger RNA of Magnolia sinica, 1514 nucleotides long. RefSeq names its product cytokinin riboside 5'-monophosphate phosphoribohydrolase LOG1-like. The record is from RefSeq and is a predicted model, not a curated record. Bases 436 to 1113 code for a protein of 225 amino acids. Gene Ontology annotation, cellular component: cytosol; nucleus. Gene Ontology annotation, molecular function: hydrolase activity, hydrolyzing N-glycosyl compounds. The transcript is spliced from 7 exons. Gene Ontology annotation, biological process: cytokinin biosynthetic process. NCBI's taxonomy places the organism in Eukaryota, Viridiplantae, Streptophyta, Magnoliopsida, Magnoliales, Magnoliaceae.
AAGUGGGCGAAAAGCAAGCAAUGUGAUUGGACUGAGCAGAGAUGGGAAAGAAAGGAUAUUUGGGUCUUCUGAAAUCCAAGGAUGCAAGAACUACCAGCAUAUGUAUUUAUUUCUGAGAGAGAGAGAGAGAGAGAGAGUUUGAUUGGGGAAAGGAGGGGGAGGAAAAAAAAAAGCAUAGAUGAGAUGGAUUCUUGUUGGGCUCUUCUCCAACACCAAGUACUUGUUGUUUAAGCAGACAAAAGGGCGCUCUAUAGAGAGAGAGAGUGUGUAAAAAGCAAGGGUGUCUGCUACUGCCUCUUUCUAUAGAAGAUAUUGAAUUUUCGCUUCCUCUAAUUGGCUUAUCUCUUACUUUCUUGUCUGGGUUUGUGGGUGUAGCCUCUCUCUCUCUCUCUCUCUCUCUCUCUCUCUCUCUCUCUCUCCACCUUUUUUGAAAGAAUGGAAGGGGUUGAAGAGAAACAUGUAGAGAGUGAAAAGAGAAGGAGAUUUCAGAGGAUUUGUGUUUUCUGUGGGAGUAGAUCAGGAAACAAGUCUACAUUCAGUGAUGCAGCUCUUGAUCUUGGAAAACGGAUGGUUGAGAGAAAAAUCAAUUUGGUUUAUGGUGGUGGAAGUGUAGGUCUGAUGGGCCUCAUUUCUCAGACAGUAUUCAAUGGUGGAUGCCAUGUUCUUGGUGUAAUUCCUAAAGCUCUCCUCCCACAUGAGAUUUCAGGAGGAAGCAUUGGAGAGGUGAAAACAGUUGCAGAUAUGCAUGAAAGGAAAUCAGAAAUGGCCAAAAAUGCAGAUGCUUUCAUUGCUCUCCCUGGUGGUUAUGGGACCCUGGAAGAGCUACUGGAGAUGAUAGCAUGGUCUCAACUGGGAAUUCAUGAGAAACCAGUGGGCCUGUUGAAUGUGGAUGGUUACUACAACAACCUGCUUGCAUUGUUUGAUAAAGGUGUGGAAGAAGGCUUUAUAAAGGAUUCUGCAAGGCAUAUUGUAGUUUCUGCUGAAACAGCAGAAGAACUAAUCACGAAAAUGGAGGUGUAUGCACCAGUUCAUGACAAGGUUGCACCCAGACAAAGCUGGGAAGUGGACCAGUUACUCGAGUCUUCUACAAGUGGGGCCAUCCCAAGAUGUUAAAUCUCAAUCGUCCAUUGUACAUAUAUAUGGAUAAUUGUUAGUGGUUUGCUAGCUGACAUGCACCUUCUCCACAAACACCGCACGUGUGCCAGCCUCGCAAAUUAGACUGGUGGUCCACUUAUCGGGUAAGCCCAUGCAACUAAACAACGGUCCACAUUCAAUGUACUCACACGUGUGGCUUUCCUGAUGAGUGAACCGUCCUGAGUUUGUUAAUACUUAUCUAUAUGGUGAGGACCGGCUUAUGAACGAUUCAGAUGGAGCACAUAGGUUUCUAAGUUGCACGUGUGCUGUGUAAGUGUACGUGUGGAGAGGAGUGUGAAUGGGGCUUUCAAAAUCAAACCCUUUCAACUACUAAUAUAUUUAUUUUUCAAUAAUAAAAAGAGAUAAAAAUGAUUCUCUCC